UUACUUCGCCGUCGAAGGCUGUAUAUUUGGAAGCCUAAUGGGCAUCGAACUUAGUGUAUAAAGUUGUAAAAUAAAUGGAACUUGCAAAAUAAAAUAAAAGAACAUUUAUAGGUUUAUUUAUUACUAAGCAUAAAUCUAGACCAAUAGUAUUUCUUUCUAAGGAGCUAAGUAGAAAAAAGUUUAUUUUAUAUUUUUGUUCGGACUAGCAUAGUGGCGUGUGAAUAAGUAGUGUUUUGGUGAGAAAUUCAGUAUUGUGUGUAGAAAUCGUACGAGUUUACGUCUUCCGGACCGGUUUAUUAUAACAAGAAACGAUGUUGCCGCGGAAAAGAAACAUGAGGUUGAUGCUGGUAGCACUGUUAUCACUCGUCAAAUACACACACCAGUAUGGAUCUGGAGCACCGCCAUUGGCCUGUCUUGAUCAAAUCCCAAGACACAACGGCAUUCAAGCCCAAACAUCAGUGCCCCCAUAUGCAAUCUACACAUCGACGGCACAAGUAAGACAGGGAGACACCCUGAACGUUACCAUCGGCAGUCCUUUUGGAGCCCCCACGCCUAUCGGAGGUUUCAUCUUACAAGCUAGAGAAAUACAGGACACAAACAAAAUAGUGGGUAGGUUCACCAAAAUACCCGACCCAGGAGUGGCACAAAUAACCAGCUGCAGGGGACAGAACGAUACAGUCACCCACACCUCGCCUGAUGAGAAACCGCCUCUGAACUUCAUGUGGCAAGCGCCAAAGGACUUCUUGGGCGGGGUCGAGUUUAGAGCUACAGUAGCCCAAGGUUAUGCAACAUUCUGGAAGAACGUGGAAUCGCCGCUAGUGGAAGUGGUAACGCCUGAAACGGAGAUCAUGACCACCGAACCCUCGUACACCACGAGGAGGCCUUUGCACGGCCCACCAGUCAUCAUGGAGAAUAAGCCAACUACAACACCGGCUCCAUUUGACCUAAUCUACCAAGGAUGCGCGGACACCAAACUCUGCUUCGGCGUACCCCAAAACUGCAUCCAAAGUGGAAACUGCAAAGCAAUUGUCGCUAUAUUCGUUGCUGGAGACACUUACACCUUCGAAAUCCAGGGAAGUGACAAUCCAAAGUACGUCGCAGCUGCUCUGAGUAUGGACAACAAAAUGGGAGACGAUAGCGCGAUGGAGUGUGUUAGGAACGAUAACGGAAGAGUCAACCUCUUCACGUCUUGGACCUAUCCUAAAGUUGAACCUUACGUCAGAAGGUCGGAUUCGCCUCAAAACAUAGUGCAGCUGUUGGAAUCCUCGACUAUUGAUGGCAAAUUGUAUUGUAAAUUCAAGAGAGAUACCGUUUCGACUGUGAUGGGACAGACUUUUGAUUUGGCGAACAAUCGGUACAAUUUAAUGGUUGUUUCUGGGAAUUCUAUGAAGGAGGCAGACAGAGUUGGUUUCCACGGCCUGGCGUACGAAGCGACUGGGCAACCUCUUUCAUUAGCCUCGGUAGGCACUGCCGCCGGUGGCUCCAAAUUACUGCUAAAACUGCACGGCAGCUUCAUGAUAAUCGCUUGGCUGGGCGCCGCGUCACUGGGUAUUGUGCUGGCAAGAUAUUUCAAAAAAACCUGGGACGGAAAAACACUUGGAGGCGUCGACAUUUGGUUUGCAUACCACAGGAUCCUGAUGGUGCUGACGUGGGUGCUGACCGUGGGCGGCUUCAUCCUGAUCCUCGUGGAGGUGGGCGGCUGGCAGACCACGGGCGACAACCCGCACGCCAUCACUGGCAUAGUCACUGUGCUGCUGUGCUUCAUACAGCCUAUUGGAGCAUUCUUUAGGCCGCACCCCGGUACUAAGAACCGGCCCAUAUUCAACUGGCUUCACUGGUUCGUUGGAAACUCCGCACAUAUCUUAGGAAUCGCAACGAUAUUCCUGGCAGUGUACCUGCAGAAGGCGGAAUUACCGCCGUGGACGGUGUUCGUGUUAACAGCGUACGUCGUGUUCCACGUGUUGACUCAUGUCGUGCUAUCGCUUACGGUUUGUGUAUCCGAGGGUCGGAUAAGCAACGGCAGAGUAAAUUCCUUCCCAAUGAAAGACAUGUUGGGCCAGUCCCGACAGAUCACAGCGGUCGACAGGAGUACAGAUGCUCCGUUCUCGGGCUUCAGGAAGCAUCUGCUUGGAGUGUACGCACCAAUUAUACUACUGUUCGUGAUAGCUAUGAUCUGCCUCGUGGCAUUGGCUCCCAUUGGUAGCACCUACAAUAACUUGAUGGGCGCUUAAUAUCUAAAUUAUUAACGGCCGAAUACUGAAACGCCGCUUAAUUUUUGAGGAUAUCUUAAACAUCCAGGCUGAGUUCUGAAGUCUAUCUACGGAGAACAAACUCUGUGUAUAUAAAGAAUCCCUCAAGAACCGUAAAUUUUUCAACAACGCACACUUCACUCUGUUUCAUCAUAUUAACCUAUUACCGGCCCACUACAGAGCACGGGUCUCCCACAAUGAGAAGGGGUUAAGACCCCCCCUCUCCUCCUAUUUUGGUGAGUUAUAAUUAUCUGACAUUAUAGCUCGACACUUUUUCGACUUGUCAUAUAAGACGGUUCUCUUUACCUCUCCUUCCAAGGCUCAGUCUGAAGACAAAGUUGUGUCUGACAUAAAAGUCUGAUGUGUUAAA
Messenger RNA from Pararge aegeria (speckled wood butterfly), 2619 nucleotides. Its product is annotated as putative ferric-chelate reductase 1 homolog. The coding region runs from base 312 to 2231 and encodes 639 amino acids. The transcript has 13 exons. NCBI's taxonomy places the organism in Eukaryota, Metazoa, Arthropoda, Insecta, Lepidoptera, Nymphalidae. The record is from RefSeq and is a predicted model, not a curated record. Gene Ontology annotation, molecular function: oxidoreductase activity, acting on metal ions.